Molecule: messenger RNA, 1848 nt
Organism: Anas platyrhynchos (mallard)
Lineage: Eukaryota; Metazoa; Chordata; Aves; Anseriformes; Anatidae
Gene: TAF9B
Product: TATA-box binding protein associated factor 9b
Biological process (GO): DNA-templated transcription initiation; RNA polymerase II preinitiation complex assembly
Cellular component (GO): SAGA complex; transcription factor TFIID complex
Molecular function (GO): transcription coactivator activity; RNA polymerase II general transcription initiation factor activity; protein heterodimerization activity
Source: RefSeq, a predicted model, not a curated record
CCAAGGCCCCUCCCAGCCAGGCCGCGUUUCCAUGGCAACUCCCGCCGCCCGGAUCACGUGACCGGAAGCGGGCGGUGAAGAAGGCGGAAGCGAUGGAGCCGGCCAAGAUGGCGUCUCCCAAGAGCGCCCCCAAAGACGCGCAGGUGAUGGCGCAGAUCCUGAAGGACAUGGGCAUCACGGAGUACGAGCCGCGCGUCAUCAACCAGAUGCUGGAGUUCGCCUACCGGUACGUGACCACCAUCCUGGAGGACGCCAAGGUGUACUCGAGCCACGCCAAGAAGCCGAGCGUGGACGCGGAGGACGUGCGGCUGGCCAUCCAGUGCCGCACCGACCAGUCCUUCACCUCGCCGCCGCCCCGCGAUUUCCUCCUAGACAUCGCCAGGCAGAAGAACCAGACGCCGCUGCCGCUGAUAAAGCCGUACUCCGGGCCCAGGCUGCCGCCUGACAGGUACUGCCUGACGGCGCCCAACUACAGGCUCAAGUCCCUGCAGAAGAAGGUCUCUUCCUCAGCAGGAAGGAUAACAGUCCCUCGCCUGAGCGUCGGUGCUGUGAGCAGCAGGCCCAGCACCCCUACUUUAGGUACACCCUCGGCACAAACAGUGUCUGUUUCAACAAAAGUCGGCACCCCCGUGUCGCUGACUGGUCAGAGGUUCACGGUGCAGAUCCCGUCUUCUCAGACAACAGUCAAAGCAGCCACACCAACUACACCGACAGUUCAGAAUGUCCUAAUUAAUCCUUCAUUAAUUGGACCAAAGAACAUUCUUAUUACUACAAACAUGGUAUCAUCGCAGAAUACAGCCAGUGAAACAAAUACCUUGAAGAGGAAGCAUGAAGAUGAUGACGACUACGAUAACUUGUGAAGAGUCUGUCCCCUCCCCUCCUGUUCGUCAGUGAUUCAUAUUGAGUCUGAUAGGGUUUAUUUCUGAGUGGUGUUGUAAGCUGUAUGAUAGCUUGUAAAUAAUCGGGUAGCAUGCAGUGGGGUGUAGUAGGAGAGAGAGAGAUCAUCAUGCUGUGGAAAAGCAAAAAAAUAAGUAGUCUUUUUUUCUGGUCUUUAGUGGCUUUUGAACCUCAACAGCGGGGAUGAGCACUGGUCGCUGUUACAGGCGUGCAGUCCUCACCUCUCUGUUGUUGCCUUACUUCAAAGAGAAGAGUCUGUGUUUCUGAAGACUGGCAAGGCAGCUGCUUGUAGUACUGCUCUGUGCCAAAAAACCUUUAGGAAACACUAGGUAGCAGAGAAUGUGAAAUAGAGGCUAAAUUUCAAAUUAAAUUAACAAAAAAAAAAGAGUCCUGUGCAAGGAGGAAAGUAUCCAGGGCUACUUUUAUUUUUUUCUUCCCUGAAACACAUUUACAGCUUCUGGCUUUUAGUUGUAUGCAUUAUUGUCCAUGUGCAGCUCUGGAUGCUCUCUUAACACCAGAAAUACAGAUGCGAGGUGAGGAGGAUUUGUAUGAAUACUUAACCUGAUCACCUGUAUCAUUACUACAUGAAGGCUGUUGGCCUUAACACCUACUAACAUACCCACAACUCCAACCGAAGUUAGUGGAAGAGGUAAGAGCCCACCCAGCUUGUUUUUUUAUUUAUUUCUGUUGAGUUUUCUCUCAGUCAGAUGUCAUUUGGUUAAGCUUCCAUUUUUACAUGUGAACUGAGUGAACUCACUGUCAGCAUGGCACAAAGGGGGAUCUGGUGAAGGGUAAAUUGUUCCGAUCUUGACUUCAGGUGUCUGAUUUGGUGCUUCAGGUACUUCAAAGUGCUGCUGGUGUGUUGUAAGAUCCCGGGUAUGCCGUGCUAAACAAUAAAUGAAGAAGUGUUUUUAUUUAUAUAUUAAAUAAUAAAGUGGUGUGCUUUUGUAA